CGGGGUAAGCACAAUUCUCCACAUCCCAAUUGCACAAUGAAGCUCAUGGUGGAAAAAGCGUUCUACGAUCGUGCAAUGAUCCAUGGCAUUGUCGAUGCAACACCUCUUCUCCACGUCGCCUUCAACCCGGCUGAGCCUGGAGACGAUCCGUUCCCCGUUGUCCUGCCUAUGCUGGGCUGUACGGCUUCUUUUCAAGGUGGAAAAUCAUCCGCAGACGAAGCCCCCGAUGCCAAUAUUUAUCUCCAUGGUUACGUUCAGCGCGUCUCAUGAAGCUGCCGAAGUCUGAUGAGCACGCCUCUCGCGGACUUCCAAUCACCAUUUCGGCUUCGAUCCUGGAUGGGCUUGUCCUGUCACUCACCCCAUUCCACAAUAGCUGCAAUUAUCGCUCCGCUGUCGUGUUCGGAUAUGCCACUGUAGUCAGCGACGAGGCUGAGAAGAUGUGGGCAAUGGAGACAAUUACGGAGAACACUAUUCGUGGACGGUGGGAGAACUCCCGAGUUCCACCCACCAAAACCGAGAUGACCAGCACGUCCAUCCUCCGCGUCCGCAUCCAUACAGCUAGUGCGAAGGUUCGGACGGGUGAGCCACUCGAGGAUAGGAAGAACUUGAAGGAUGAUGCUUUGACGGCUAAGGUCUGGACUGGCAUUGUGCCUUCGUGGCUACAGUGGGGUGAACCUAUUCCGACGAGAACAAGGUCCCCAAUCCGCCGGAGUACUUGAACCAAUGGGUGAGUGAGGAAAAUUCAAAUGGAAAAGGCAAGGCUGUUGCAGCUGCAACCUCGUAGGGU
Messenger RNA from Mollisia scopiformis, 787 nucleotides. RefSeq lists its product as uncharacterized. The record is from RefSeq and is a predicted model, not a curated record. The transcript has a single exon. The coding region runs from base 267 to 719 and encodes 150 amino acids. NCBI's taxonomy places the organism in Eukaryota, Fungi, Ascomycota, Leotiomycetes, Helotiales, Mollisiaceae.